AUGGAUGAACUGUUGAAGCUUAAACACAGGUUACAUGAUCUAGAUACAAUCAAUGAAUCUAAAACGCUAUCAGAAUUGGAAAUAGUAGAAAGGAGUCUUGGAAUUCAAAGGAUAACUGAGCUUGAAAAGUUGGCUAUUCUUGAUUUAAAACAAAAGGCUAGAUUAAGGUGGACUGUUGAUGGAGAUAAGAAUACCCAUUUUUUUCAUGGGUACAUCAAUAACAAGAAGAGCAAGAAUUUCAUACACGAAUUGAUUAUCAGUGGAUCUUGGAACACAAAUGUGACAACAAUUAAAGGUGAAGUAUUCUCGUUCUAUCAGAAUAAGUUUCAAGAAUGUUGGCCUUCCAGACAAAAGCUUACCAACAGUGACUUUAAUAGGCUAGAUCUUGCCACUAGCUCUAGCAUUGAGGAUCCUUUCAUGCCUGAAGAAAUCAAAGAAGUUAUUUGGGCAUGUGGAGGUGAUAAGGCACCCGACCCAGAUGGAUUCACCUUUGACUUUAUUAAAAACUCUUGGGAUUUAUUGAAAGGGGAUAUCACAGAAUUCGUUAGAUACUUUGAGAAGUACGGAAAUUUGGAGCAGGGAUGUAACUCGUCUUUCAUCAUGCUUUUCGACGAUAAGGCUAUCAGGAGUGGUAGGGGAAAAGACGCGUGGGAGCUGACGUGUCAGCCCCCUUCAUGCGUGAACACCGCCCCACCUUCUGGUGGGUGUCUUAUUCCGUGGAGCUGA
Lactuca sativa (garden lettuce) is the source of this 726-nucleotide messenger RNA. RefSeq lists its product as uncharacterized. The record is from RefSeq and is a predicted model, not a curated record. Lineage: Eukaryota; Viridiplantae; Streptophyta; Magnoliopsida; Asterales; Asteraceae.